AUGCCUUCGUCAACACACUCCUCUGUUUCUAUCUCAUAACUGUUCUGCUCUGUUUACUCACAUCCUCUUCAACAAAUGGAUCCUAACUCUGUCCUCCCACUCGUUUCUAUGAAAAUGGAAAACAAGAAUGAUCCAGAUUCGUUCUACGACAUGCUCGAUAAGUUGCCUCCGCUUGAGUCUCUGCUAGAGACCGAUGAUUUGAAACUAGAUGCAGCGUUUCAUUUUCAGUUUCAGUUCAAUGACUUUGGAAAUUUCUUCGAAAACAUUGAAGUGAAUAACACAAUCUCAUCUGACGUGCUCAUGUUGACGCAAGAACCCUACAUCUCAAAUGACUCCUCUUCACCAGUGGCCGUCCAAAACAAAGACUGUCUCAGUUCAACUGAGAGAUGCGAGAAGAGAACACGGAGGAAGAGGAACUCUAGGACAAAGAGACAGGACAAGUUGGAGUUGUCUGAGAUCAGAAAGUUCUUCGACAGACCAAUCAUGAAAGCGGCUAAAGAACUCAACGUUGGACUCACCGUGUUGAAGAAGCGUUGCAGAGAUCUAGGAAUUUACCGGUGGCCUCACCGGAAGCUCAAGAGUCUUAACUCUCUCAUCAAGAAUCUCAAGGGUGUAGGAAUGGAGGAGGAAGUGAAGAACUUGGAGGAACAUAGGGUCCAUAUAGAGCAGGAACCUGAUGCUGAGCUCACUGUUGGAACCAAGAAACUAAGACAAGCUUGUUUCAAAGCUAAUUACAAGAGAAGGAAGUCACUAGCCGCCAAUGGUGAUUACUACUGA
Molecule: messenger RNA, 777 nt
Organism: Eutrema salsugineum
Lineage: Eukaryota; Viridiplantae; Streptophyta; Magnoliopsida; Brassicales; Brassicaceae
Product: protein RKD4
Molecular function (GO): DNA-binding transcription factor activity
Source: RefSeq, a predicted model, not a curated record